Messenger RNA from Cotesia congregata, 1965 nucleotides. The record is from the annotation of a GenBank genome assembly. Lineage: Eukaryota; Metazoa; Arthropoda; Insecta; Hymenoptera; Braconidae.
AUGUCAGAUCGCAAAGGGAAAAAACGCUCAAAAUCCCGAUCCAGAUCCCGAGAACGACGCAAGCGUCAUAGAGAUGAAAAAAUAGAUGAGUUGGAAAACCGCGUGAUUAACCUAACAAAGGUGGUCACGGACCUCGUCAACAUUCAAAAAGAGCAAAUAGCUUCGAAAAAUUCUCAACAAGAGAAUUCUUUAGCUAAAGAUAAUAAUGAUCUUGAGAAUAAGGAGAACACAGACAAGACAAACAGUCUAGUGGAAACAGUGACGCUGUCAGACGAGGCUAACGGAAAAAUAGAUCCUACCACCGAGGCAGAAUCAUCAAGGGAUGAUAUUUUAAAAAUUUUGGGCUUUGAUGCCAAAGAUUCCACAUUUAAAGAUGUAAAGCAUCACCCAGAACUCAAAGAAACCUGGCUGGAGUGGAAAAAGAAAGGGCUGCCUGAGAAAAAUAAAAAAGAAAUUCUCCAAUCAUACAAUAGAAAAGGGGAAUUUUAUACAGAAGCUCCCAAGAUAAAUCUUGAGAUUGUACCUCUCUUAUCAGAAAUUGCUAAGAAGAGGGAUCAACAUUUUUUAGAAACACAGAAUUGUGUUGGUACGGCAAUUUCGGCGUUGGGGGCAGCAGUGUCUUUGCUACUAGAUCCUCCAAAAGAAGGCCUGGAUGAGGAUCUAUUUACCACGUACAUCAGUCAUGCAGGCCAGAUUUUAACUGAUGUAUUUUUUCAACAGACAGAAGCCCGAAAAUCUUUUAUUACUCCUCAGCUGAAUAAAAAUAUCAAGCCAGUGGUGGAUUCUAUGAUCUCCAAUGAAUGGCUCUAUGGAGACAAGUUAAAAGAAAGCGUCAAGGAUGCCAAGGAAAUUGAGAAAGCCUGCGCCGAUAUUAAGGAGAAGACUCCUCUGAAACCGUCUCAAAAAUUUCAGGGUUCGGGAAACUCCAAGUACCCACCGGCGGCUUACCGUCCGGUGGGUCAACAACAGAGACGCUUCAUGAAAUUCAAGCCGAAGUCGAACAAGACGCAGCGUAAGAUGUACAAAAUACGAAAAUUUGCUGAACUAUUGGGGGUGUUGACAUCUGCUUGUCCAGCCGUAGCUUACGGUUUUAUUCAUUGUAAACGCCUAGAAAGACAAAAAUUUCUAGCUUUAAAAUUUAACGGCGGUAAUUAUGAGAGAAAAAUACUAAUAACCGAUUCGAUGAUGGAAGACCUGGAAGGAGCAAGCUAUACUACUCUCAACACUGCUAGAUCUACGAUAUCUUUAAUAUCAGCUUACGAUAUUAACAAUGAUGGCCUGAUAUCACGUUUCUUAAAAAGUGUAUUUAAACAAAGACCAUCCAAACCAAAAUAUAAUUCAACAUGGGAUGUGGUCCCGGUGCUGAAAUAUAUAGAAAAAAUGCAUCCUCUUAGUCAAUUUAAAUUGAAAGAAGCUGCUGAAAAAGUAGCAACCUUGUUGGCAUUAACUACAGCUCAAAGACUUCAAACUCUAGCAUUGGUGAGAAUAGAGAAUAUAGAGAGAACAAAAACUGAGAUAAAAAUAAAAAUUACGGAGCUAACAAAAACAACAAAACCUGGAUCUGUAUAUCCGGAACUUGUAUUGCCAUUCUACACAGAUAGACCAGGGCUCUGUGUGGCAUCAGCAGUUUUGGAUUAUAUUGAUAUUACUAAAGAAUUAAGAAGUAGUGAGACGAAGACUUUAUUUAUUGGAUCUACAAAACCAUACGGACCAGCCUCAUCACAAACCAUCGGCCACUGGAUAAAGUCACUCCUGGGAAAGGCAGGAGUAGAUACAAAUCAAUUUAGUGCAUACAGCACACGACAUGCAGCGGUUUCAACUGCUCACAAACGGGGUGUGGACAUUUCGACAAUACGACGAUGCGCUGGUUGGACACCAAAUUCUCAGACCUUUUUUAAAUUUUAUAAUAAGCCCAUUCAGACUCCUAAUAGUCAAUUUGCACGGGCAAUUUUGGAAAAAAUCUAA